AUGACCCGUUCACUCAAUGUUACAGUCUACCUCGCCAUCCUGGCAGUAUGGCUUCUUUCCCUCAUCACCCCUACUACUGCCCUGCCAGCCAUCCCCGUUCUUCCCUACGAUGCGCCCAACCCCAAGCGCGAUGCCGGUCGUACCACUGUGGUUGCUGGUUUGAAUAACUGGAACUGUAAACCCUCUGCCGCCCACCCUCGUGCCAUCGUUCUGGUCCAUGCAACCCUUCUGACCGAAGAGUCCUGGCACCCCCUCGUCGCACCCGCGCUGGUCAAGACCGGAUACUGCGUCUAUGCACUCACCUACGGUCGUCAAGCUGGCGUCCCCUUCUUUGGAGCCGUUAACCAUUUGGAAUCCAGCGCCCGAGAAGUCGGCGACUUUGUCAACAAGGUCCUGGCAGCCACCAAUACCACCCAGGUUGAUAUGGUCGGUCAUUCCCAAGGCGGUGUCUUGGGCCGGUAUUGGAUGAAAUAUAUGGAUGGUGCUGGAAAGGUCUAUCGAAUGGUCGGCGUUAGCGCAAUCACCCACGGCACCCUCCUCAGCGGCAUCGUCCUCCUUGGCGAAAUCACCGGCCUCCUCAAGCCCGCAGAACCCCUCGUCGACUCCUUCUGUGCCGGCUGCUACGACAUGAUCCGCGAUUCCGAUUUCAUGAAGAAACUCAAUGCCGGUGGCGAUACCACCCCGGGGGUCAUUCAUUCCUAUAUCGCUACACGGUACGAUGAGGUGAUUACCCCUUACCAGUCGACUUUUACGUUGGCUUCCGGAGUGACGAACACGUUGGUUCAAGAUCUGUGUGCAGUUUCUGUGCCUGAGCAUUUGUUGAUGGUUGGGUCCAAGGUGGUGAUGAGGUGGAUUCUGAACCAGUUGGAUCCCCCGAACGCGAAAUCUGCCAACUGUUUGUCGGUGUUUGACUGGUACUGA
Messenger RNA from Linnemannia hyalina, 921 nucleotides. The record is from the annotation of a GenBank genome assembly. Lineage: Eukaryota; Fungi; Mortierellomycota; Mortierellomycetes; Mortierellales; Mortierellaceae.